AGACAUGACGGACCACCUAGGAGAGCCAUCAGAGCAUUUUUGAUAGUGAAACAUCAGACGGGGAAAUGUGGCUGUGGGGAGGAUGAGAAAAUAGAACAUGUUAUUUUGUAUUGCAGGAAUUACCGGAUUCAGAGAAACCAGCUAAUUAGGAACCUUAGUAAUUUGAAAAUUAAAUCAAGAGUGUUCAGGAAGCAGAAGAUAUCGGACUAUAUUUGAUUUAAAAAAUAAACAAAAAGAAAACAUUGUAAGUUUUAUAGUAGGAUACUGUUUUUUCUUUGUUUUGGUUUAUUUUAUUUCAUGUUAUGUGCUCCACAUUUCUUACCGGUUGGUGGCGGUAAUGUUCACCUAACGUUUUUUGCCAACCGUCAAUGAACUUAAAGAAGAAGAAGAAGAAGCCAUCACAGCAACAAUAAACACGCACUUUCGGUUUACGGAGUAGACUGGCGGAGCAGGUCUGAGCUUCAGGAAGCAGAAUGGAAGAGGAAGUGGUAAUGGCCAAGACGGAAAAAGAAGACCCCGCUAGCAGUGAAGGGGAGGCCGACGUGGUGAAUAAAACUCCGGUCAAAAGAGGGAGAGGGAGGCCAAAAAGCUCCAAGAAUAAACCGCUUUUUGCAGUAGACCUGAUUCAGGAUUCAGGUGAUUCAAACAACACGACUCAACCCAAGGAGCCGCGGGAGUCUGGGGAAGAAAACGCGGACACCCCGGAUACAGCUCGCAAGGGCAGAGGGAGGCAGAAAGGGUCCACGAAACAGAAAAGGAGCGACAAUACAGAACAAUCUCCAAAGAAAAGAGGACGACCACCGGGGUCUGGCAAGAAACCUGCCUCUGAAGGCUUAGUGAACGGCGGCGGAAGUCCGCGCAAAAGAGGGCGCCCGAAAGCCCCCUUAAAGCGGAAGUCUGACAUAGACGAAGGCAGCUCCGUAACUCCUCGGAAAAGAGGCCGACCGAAAGGAUCUCCCAAUAAAAAAUCGAGGAUGGAGCGGGAGGAUAGUAACUGGGAUGCGGAGAAAUCACUGAAUAUGUCAACAAGUCGACCCAGGAAGCCUGUGGUGAAGUACAGCGGUGGCGUUCCCAAAACUGUCUCAAAGAAAUCUCACAGAGGAAGAGGAAGACCGAGGAAGAACUUGGAUGACUCCCAACCGGUGAAGAGAGGAAGAGGCCGACCAAAGGGCUCUACGAAGAAUAAUCCGUCUCCUUUUAAAGCGCGUAGGAAGCAGGGAAGACCACGGAAGUAUCCUCUGCCUUCUGCGGAGGAGCUGAAGAAGCCCAAAGUGUGGAAACCCCUGGGAAGACCGCGGAAAUACCCCCGAGUCGAGGAGGAAGCGUCAACGACGCCUCGUAGAGGCCGCGGUCGGCCGCGCAAGUCCAAGAAAGGUGCUCACUUACGAAAGAGCCUAACGUCUCCUUCCUCCCCGCGCGACGGAACGCCGAGGAAAAGAGGCCGCCCGGCGGCUAACCCGAGCAAAGACGACGGCGGCCCCCGGAAGAAGCGGGGCCGCCCGAAAGGCUCCACCAGAGGAGACGCGCAGUUCAACAACUCCAAGGCAGCUAGCGAAGGCGAACAGGAGCAGAUGGAGGCGGCGUCGAUACGCGGGGAGGAACCGGGAGAAACUGUCCUGGCUCAGGACGUUAGCUACGACAACAGCGAGCAGGCUUGAUGUACGGUCCGGUCUGACCACGACGUUGGCUGUAGUCGUUGCCGUUGAGUCAUAGAUCAUGUGUUUUAACCUUCUGUCCGUUUGCUAGGCUAGGUAUUCAGCAGCGUCUCCAGUUUUACUUCUAACGUCGUCAUCUCUUUUAUUGUGCUUUUGCUAUUAUUCUAAUUUUUUUUUUGGAAAAAGUUAUUUCUUUCAUCUGAGUGAAAAUUGGAAGCCAAUACAGACAGGUUGUUCUCAUAGAGAUGCACCGAUCUGAAUUUUGUCAUCUGAAAUUGAAAUUGGGUUUUCUUUGUGAUCCUGCUGAUUCAAAUUUUGACAGAUUCUGAUGCGUUUCACUGCGAAAACACAUCUUAUCAAGUAUUUUUGGUCUACUCUUUAGUGCAAACACUAUAGUAGACUUGAAACAAGACAAAAAUAGUAACUUUUCAGCAAGAUAGGAGCUUGUUUAUGUAAAUAAUUACUUAAUAUUGAUUAAAAUAAUAUUUCCACUGGCACUUAUAACAAUAAAUUUUCUCCAAUAUUAUGAGUGAAUCAAUAUUAAGAAAUUAUUUACUUAAAACAAUGUCUUACAUAUUGCUAAAAAGUUUUUAAGACUUGUCUUAAUUCAAGUGUAUUAGAGUUUAUUGUCAUUCAAUUGUAUGUUUAAAAAUGUACAAAUUGAAAGAAAAUCGCUGCAAGGCUCCAAUAAAUAAUAUUAUUAAUGUAAAUAUAUAUAAUAAAAGGUUAAACUAAUGGCAUUUUAGCAGUCUUAUGAGGGAUGAAGCUUUUGUGGAAUCUGGUUGUUUUGCAUUUGAAGUUUUUAGGCAGCAGGGAGAACAAACCUUUAUAAUCGACCGAACCCUGGACAGACUGCGGCUGUGAGCGCCGUUAGGGAUGGUACGAUGAUCGGCCCAGAUGAAUCCCAGCUGUCCUCACCUCUCUCUCUCCACACGUUGCCAGUCUGAGGUGUUGGAUGCUCCAAACCAGACAGAGAUGCUGCUGGUCAGUACGCUCUCUAUUGUCCAUCUGCAGGAAGUGGUGAGGAUGGGAGCGGGAAGGUUUGCUCUUCUCCACUAGGCCUGUCACGAUAACAAAUUCUGCCGAGCGGUUAAUUGUCUCAAAAAUUAUUGCGAUAAAUGAUAAUAUUGUUUGAAGACCAUCUUAAAUUGAUGCGAUGCUAAUGCAGGCAACAUCCUGCCAAAAAUAGAUACUUUUUUUGUCCAAAAGAACAUUUAACACUGGAACUGAUAAAAAAUAAAUAAACAAAACAACCAAAAGCAAAAAUAAAAUGGAUUCUCAGGAUUUGUUAAAAAAUGCAGUUGAAUAAAAUCUAAAUGACAUAAAACCAAAGUGGAAAUAAAAUUACAUUCAAACAAAACAGUAGAGAUUAUGAAGUCUAAAUAAUACUAAAUAGUUCUUCAAUAAUCAUUAUGUUUAGAUAAAGACAGAAAUCUCUGAUGCAAUAGUUCACUCCUCCAUUACGCUGAGUAAAUGAGGAAGGGAGGCGUCAGCGGAGUUGAGCCUUUUUUCAUCCAGUGUCAUCACUGGAUGACGCACAAUAAAUUAAAAUGAGGUCGAUAAUUUUCAUUUAUCAUGUGAUUAAUUGAUUUAUUGUUUAUCGCGACAGCCCUAUUCUCAUCCAGCAUAAAAAGCGCAGACAUUGCUGAGCUUUUUCUACUGUUGGCAUUCAGGAUUAGAUGGUUUGCCUCACACCUGAUGUUUCGCCCGUUUGUUGUCGUCCCUGAUGAGACCCACCACUGUUGAGGUUGGUUCUGAACCUGACGGGUCGUCAGGGUGAAGGGCAGUGGAUUCGGUACGCAGAGCCACUGCUGAGGGAGACGACCCUCGAAGCGUUAGCAUAGUUGUAGUGAAAACUAGGGCAGAAAUACUUGGUAGGAUUUUGUGUUUUUGCAGCAUUUUGUUUUUAUUGAACAUAUUCAUAAAAGAAAAAGUUUGAUUCAGACUAUUUGUUCUGGUUUUUUUCUUUCUAGGGAUUGUAAAAAAAAAAAACCCCCAAGAAAAACAUGUCUGUACAUUCGCAUGAAGGAAAUACAAGAUUAUGUCCAUUUAAGCACUUGACCUUUAACCUUUAUCUGAAUUGUAUUCAGUUCAAGACAAAAUGUGUCAAAGUAUAUGUUGAUUGUUGAUGCCUUUACAGACUGAAAAUAGCCGGACUUCCUGUUUUUGAUGCUUUUAUUUAAUUUUUUUGGUCACUGAUUGGAGUUCAUUAAUGGAAAAUCGGGCCGAUUUCGACCUCUAGUAGUUUUAUCGGUGUGUCAGGGACUUUUCUUGUUCCUUUCCGGCUUAUUUUUGACACAAACCCUUCUUGUCCAUUAAGAGAUGAAGCUGAAGACCUUUACCAUCCUCCAGAAGGUGGCGCUAGAAGCUGAUCUAGUUUUUUCCAUUCAGAAUCUUGUUUUUAUGCCUUGUAAAUCGGCCAAAAUGUGCUUUUCUUAAACCCACGGUGGAAACAGUUUUUAAAAACAAAGUAUUGAACACAAAAAAAGUGUCAAUUUGAGGUAUUUUGUUUCUAAUAAUUUAACGUUCAUUUUGGGAUGAAGUUGUUUGAUAUUAAGCAUUUCAGUUGUUUCUUGUUCAUGUUCUGUUGUUGCCUCAGUGCCAAAGCUUUGAAUGUACUUUAUUUUAUUGAGUCUCUAUUAGUUGCAUUCCUCCAGCAGUCCAAUAAAAACCACAUCUCGCUUUCCUGUUGCGCCCUGGAAGAUUUCCUCCUGUUUGUAUCUAUUAACAAUUUGUUUUGUCUUUUAAUGUUAGGCAUGUAGCGUUCAUUGUUUUUCUUUUUUAUUAUUCUUUAUUUUUAACAUUUUUUGGGAUCAAUUGAUGAUUUCACCAACAUUCAUGUGUGUGUUUUGGGGUACUUGUGCGUUGUACGUGAUUAUUACUCAUAUUGACAACAUUUGAAAUCUAAGAGAGAAUUAGGCUUUGAGGUGGAUUUUUAAGAUUAAUAAUUUGUGAGAAAAUGUUUGAAUUAAAAUAAAAUGUUCAUCUGGCCAUUUUA
Gambusia affinis (western mosquitofish) is the source of this 4653-nucleotide messenger RNA. Its product is annotated as origin recognition complex subunit 4-like. The coding region runs from base 474 to 1658 and encodes 394 amino acids. Gene Ontology annotation, molecular function: DNA binding. Gene Ontology annotation, biological process: regulation of DNA-templated transcription. Lineage: Eukaryota; Metazoa; Chordata; Actinopteri; Cyprinodontiformes; Poeciliidae. The record is from RefSeq and is a predicted model, not a curated record. The transcript has 2 exons.